UAUCUCGCGCGCGGCGAAAGACCAUAUGUUUACUUCUAAACAAGAUCUCCAUCUCCUAAGAAUUCUUUUUCUCCUAAAAAAAAAAUCGUUAAUUUUUUUCAAAAGGCAUUUUGUAUCAAAUAUAUAUUGAUCAUUGAAUUUUUAUUAUAAUAUUGAUGUCCUAAAUUUUAGACAUAUAUUCAAAUCAACAUGUAUGCUCUUAUACAUAUUCAAGAACGUAUUAUAUUAAUAUUAAUCUCUAGAUUAUAUUCCUAUAUUCUAUAUUAUUUUCCCGUCCACACGUUGGACGCUCAUAACUAGGGUUGCCACCCGUAAAAUAAAGUAUUAAAGUAUUAUUUAAAAUAAAGUAUUGUACGUUAUUUUGGAUGAACAUACUUUAUACUUUGUAAAAGUAAUAAAGUACGCUAAAAUACUUUAUUUUACGAAUACUAAGUUUUCAUUAGCAUUUUUACGGUAGAUGUCACCGUGUCACGUGAUUUAUUAUUAUGAAUGCAUCCGUUUCACGCAUUGAGCGUAUGGAAAUCGCCUGGAAAUUUAUAAUUUAUAGAUUUUAAGGCGAUCUUUGCGUUCAGUGCGUGAAACGGAAAAGCUUUUCUAAAUUUAAUUAAAAAUGAAUUGCUAAUAUAUUUAAAUUUAAAUAUCGAUUGUAAAGAUGCUAUAAAAGUCUUGUCUUUAAAAAAGACAAACACUUAUUGGAUAUUGCUAAAAGUGGCAAUCCUACUCAUAAUCGCUUCUGAUACAGUGAGAAAUGUGAUUCAAUCUCGAUUCUCGAUCUUCAAUACAUGGAGUGUUAAAGUAACGUCAUCUCGAGAAAGGUGCGGAACAGAGCGGAAACAAGAUGAAUGGAAAAGAAAGUAAAAAUCAAGAACACGAUGAAUAUCAAUAUUUACAACUCGUCGAGAAAGUCAUUACAACUGGAGCAAAGAGAAGCAAUCGCACCGGUGUCGAUACUUAUUCCAUUUUCGGUGCGCAAAUGCGAUUCGGAUUACGAAACGAUGUUUUCCCAUUAUUGACAACUAAAAAGGUAUUUUGGCGAGCAGUAGUUGAAGAAUUACUAUGGUUUAUCAAAGGAUCGACAAAUUCCAAAGAACUAGCAGAUAAAGAUAUUCAUAUUUGGGAUGAAAAUGGUUCACGUGCCUUUUUAGAUUCUUGCGGUUUCACAGACAGAGAAGAAGGUGAUUUGGGACCUGUUUAUGGAUUCCAAUGGAGACACUUUGGUGCCGAGUACAAGGAUAUGUUCACAAAUUAUACAGGACACGGAAUAGAUCAGCUAAAAGAAGUUAUCUACAAAGUGAAGCAUUCUCCAGAUGAUAGGCGUAUUAUAAUGACUGCCUGGAAUCCAGUCGAUAUUCCAAAAAUGGCGUUACCACCAUGUCACACUUUCGUACAAUUUUAUGUAAAUAACGGUGAAUUGUCCGCGCAGCUUUAUCAAAGAAGUGCAGAUAUGGGUUUAGGAGUGCCAUUCAAUAUAGCAUCAUAUUCCUUAUUGAUUUAUAUGAUCGCUCACGUUACUGGCUUGAAGCCAGGAGAAUUUGUACAUACAAUGGGAGACUGUCACGUUUAUGUCAACCAUGUAAGCGCCCUUAAGGAACAAAUAAAGCGCGAACCACGAGAGUUUCCAAAAUUAAGGAUAGCUAGAGAGAUUAAAGAUAUUGAUGACUUCGCUGCUGAGGAUUUUGAAUUGAUUGAUUAUAAACCUUAUUCCAAACUCUACAUGAAAAUGGCUGUCUGAGUUGCAUUUUUUGAAAGUUCUUUGCAGAAAAUUUUUCGAAAAAAAAAGUUAUGUCUAUGUAACUGUAACAUUAAUAUUUAAUUUUCAUAAUAUUUGUUAAUAUUACUUUUAACGUACUUAAGUUGAUAAAUCUCAACACAAAACUUUCUCUAAAUCUUAAUAUUAAGCUGUACUGGUUAAAAAUAGUAUUUUCAAUUACAGUAUUUUUCGAUUUAAGAGAAACGCAAAAAACUUAUUUCUAACAGUUUGGUUCUUGUUUUUCAGAGUGAUGAUAAAAGUGUAAGAUGAAUAUACUUUAUAUAUAAUUCUCUAGCCAUAUACAACUCUCUCUAUAGACAUUAGUUUCUAAUAAAAAUUAUAUUCUUAAUAAACCUAUAUUUUAAUAAUAUAUCAAUAUCUCCAAAAUCCGUCGCGCACAGUUCUUGUAAAUUCAUCUUUCAUGAUCAUUUUUUUUUUAUUUACUUCUCAAUUGCCGCAUUCUAUAUUUUUCAAUUUUAUUAUACAAAUGUAAUUUCGAUCAAUCACGUGCGAUACAAAUCGUGAUAACAUCGUGAAAGGCCUUACAUAUAAGUAGCUGCUAAAUAUAAUAAAAUUAUGAUUCCCAUACAAUAUACAUGUAUAAAUUGUUUAUAUA
Molecule: messenger RNA, 2366 nt
Organism: Cataglyphis hispanica
Lineage: Eukaryota; Metazoa; Arthropoda; Insecta; Hymenoptera; Formicidae
Gene: Ts
Product: thymidylate synthase
Exons: 5
Coding region: 839-1732 (297 amino acids)
Biological process (GO): dTMP biosynthetic process
Cellular component (GO): mitochondrion; cytosol
Molecular function (GO): thymidylate synthase activity
Source: RefSeq, a predicted model, not a curated record